Messenger RNA from Dentiscutata heterogama, 1008 nucleotides. The record is from the annotation of a GenBank genome assembly. Lineage: Eukaryota; Fungi; Glomeromycota; Glomeromycetes; Diversisporales; Gigasporaceae.
AAAGAAUUGUUAGAUGAGGAAGGUGCUGGACCAUUUAUUUUUGGAAAUUUUUGGAUGUUGGAAGGCUUAUCUGAUGAGACAAUUGAUAAGCUCAAUAUGAUAAGAUUAGAUAAUGAAUAUAGAAAGCAAAAAAUACAUGAUGAACAACUUGAUCCUGAUUAUCUUCUUCAACAUCCAGAAUUACAACCAACUGAUUGGUAUAGUUCAUAUCUAGCUGUAAAACAGAUGGCAAAGGAUAGAAAAGAAUUAGAAAACAGAUUGAAAUACAUUCCUGAAAAAAGAUUCUAUCCAAAGAAUUUUUAUUUUUAUAGUGAUUCUGGUUCAGGAAAGACAAUGAUUAUUCAAAGAAUUGUCAAAGAACUCGCAAAAGGACGAGAAGCUUGCAAGAAGGCGAAUGUUCCAAAAUAUUUUGAUAAUUAUAACAAUAACGAGAUUAUUUACAAGCAUGAACUGUCACAUAACACUUGGAAGUUUCAGGAUCUAUUAAAUCUUUCACAAGAUCCAUUUCAUGAUAUUUUUACUUUUAGAAAGCGUGUAUUUGAUCACGAAGAAAUUAAAAGCUCAGAGUCAAAAAUUGCAUUGUAUAGAAGAUUUUCAAAAUCGCGAGUUUAUACACAUGGUUAUAUCAUAGAAAUGUUGGGUCGAUACAAAGAAGGAGUAGUUAAUUUUAGAAUCGAUUGGUUAAAACCAUAUCAGACAGGUGAUUUGUUAUAUUUUAUUAAUGGUAGAUUCGAUAUUAAAUUUGCAGAAGAUAUUAGUUUGGAAGAGGCAAAGAGAUACGUUUACGAUGAUAAUUUUGACAAUUGGUAUGAGCAAGAUGGUUAUAUUUUUAUGAAACGGGAAAUUAAUAUGAGUUACGUAUUAGGUGGUAUUGUCGCAAAUGUAGAUUUAGACAGAAAAAUAUUUACUGUCUACAAUGAAUUUUGGAAUUCUGAGCUCCCAAAAAAUAUCAUUAUUCCAGAUAAUAUAGAAUCAUUGCAUAAGAAUUUACAUCAAAAAUUGCAUUAG